AUGAAGUCUACUAUCAUCCUUGCCCUGGCUAGUAUUGCCAUCACGGCUCCUACCCGCACUAUCGAGAACCGCCAGCUGCCCAGUUUCGGCUCUAGCAGUACGACUGGCAGUGGAUUGGAUGCCCCGAAAGCGUUCAUCCCAGGACGUUCCGACAGAUCGUCAGGUAGUGGGCUCAGUAUACCCGGUUUGGGCUCGGGUACUUCAAUCGAGAACGGCGUGACCGAGAGCGACAGCUGCAAGGAUUUCACAUUCAUCUUUGCACGCGGAACUACCGAGAUUGGUAAUAUGGGAACCGUCGUUGGACCUCUAGUCGCCACACAGUUGGAGUCCCUGACAGGUUCCGAGGUCACCGUGCAGGGUGUGACAUAUGCGGCGGAUGUAGUGGGCAACGGACUCAUGGGCGCAAGCGGCGGCCCCGUGAUGGUCAAGCUCGUUGAGCAGGCUCUUAGCCAGUGCCCGAAGACUAAGAUCUUGUUGGGGGGAUACUCCCAGGGUGCAAUGGUUGUCCACAACGCUGCCAGAAGCCUCACUACUGACCAGGUUGCCGCUGCGGUCCUUUUCGGCGAUCCACUCAAGGCACAGUCUGUUGGUAAGCUUGCAAGUGAUAAGGUCAAGGAGUUCUGUCACCUUGGAGACCCGAUCUGCCUGAACGGAGGAAAUGCCAUGGCGCAUAUUACAUAUGGAAUUGAUGCCGAGGCGGCUGCGCGGUUUUUGGUUGAAGCUGCUAGAAUUUCCAAUUCUUCAUAG
This is a messenger RNA of Penicillium vulpinum, 747 nucleotides long. RefSeq lists its product as uncharacterized. Gene Ontology annotation, molecular function: cutinase activity. The record is from RefSeq and is a predicted model, not a curated record. The transcript is spliced from 3 exons. Gene Ontology annotation, biological process: carbohydrate catabolic process. Gene Ontology annotation, cellular component: extracellular region. NCBI's taxonomy places the organism in Eukaryota, Fungi, Ascomycota, Eurotiomycetes, Eurotiales, Aspergillaceae. Bases 1 to 747 code for a protein of 248 amino acids.